Molecule: messenger RNA, 2815 nt
Organism: Ceratotherium simum simum (southern white rhinoceros)
Lineage: Eukaryota; Metazoa; Chordata; Mammalia; Perissodactyla; Rhinocerotidae
Source: RefSeq, a predicted model, not a curated record
AUGGACGUGGUGGGCGAGGACGAGGCCCUGCAGCGGUUCUUUGAAGCUCAGGGGCCCAGUGGCACUCUGGGGAACCUGGCCCUGGAUACAAGUCUGCUGGAGGAGUUCUUGGGCAAUGAUUUUGAUUUGGGGGCCAUGCAACGCCGGCUCCCAGACACCCCACCCUAUUCCGCAUCAGACUCCUGCUCGCCUCCGCAGGUCAAAGGUGCAUGCUGCCCCACCGUGAGACCUGCAGCCCGGGGGACUCCGGCGACACUUCUCGACUCCGAAGCUGCACCUGCGACGCUGCCUGUGCACCCACCCCAGGGCUCGGCUGAGACGAGUGACCCUGGCAGUAUCCACAGUGGCUUCCACAACUGCUACCCAGACACCGGUCAUCUCACGACCCCCCUGGACCAGUCCGUGUCCGCCCAUCUGGGGAUGAGUUGUUCUUACCUGCAGCAGCCUCUGUGCUACAGCCCCAGAGCCUCAUUGCCACCAACCCAGAAGAGAAAGUGCCCACAGGCGCCGGAGGGCUCGGGGGACUGCCGGAUGUGUGCCCACCACUCCAGACCAAUGACGAGCAGGAGUCACAGGAGUGAAGGGCAAGACUGCAGCUGUGAGGGGCAGGAGGUGGUGCCUGAGGACCCGCGCUCUCUGGCUCUCAAGUGGCAGCCGUACCACAGUGUUCCUUGGCAUAGUUUAUUAAACGAUCAUUACGAAAAACUACCCGAUAUAGGCUACCGAGUUGUCACAGACAAAGGAUUUAAUUUCUCGCCAGCAGAUGAAGCUUUUGUUUGCCAAAAAAAGAACCAUUUUCAGCUAACCAUCCAUAUCCAAGUUUGGGGAAGUCCAAAAUUUGUCAAAACCCAAAUGGGCCUAAAGCCAAUAGAAAUGUUUUACUUGAAAGCUUUUGGGGUUAAGGUAGAAGCCACCAAUCAAAUAAUUGCUAUUGAACAGUCCCAGGCAGAUAGAAGCAAAAAGAUUUUCAAUCCUGUUAAAGUCGAAUUGCUGGCCGACCAGGUCACCAAAGUCACGCUGGGCCGGUUACACUUCAGCGAAACCACAGCGAAUAACAUGAGGAAGAAGGGAAAACCAAAUCCUGACCAGAGAUACUUCAUGUUGGUGGUUGGACUGUAUGCUGCUAACCAAGACCAGUUCUAUCUGUUGUCUGCCCACAUCUCUGAAAGGAUCAUUGUGAGGGCCUCUAACCCUGGGCAGUUUGAAAAUGACAGUGCUGCAUUGUGGCAGCGAGGACAAGCUCCAGAAGCUGUCGUCUGCCGUGGGCGAGUGGGAAUAAACACAGAGGCCCCAGAUGAAGCCCUGGUCGUCUGUGGCAACGCGAAAGUGAUGGGGACGAUUUUGCGUCCUUCCGACAGCCGCGCAAAGCAGAACGUGCAGGAGGUUGACACGAACGAACAGCUGAGGAGAAUAGCCCAGAUGAGGAUUGUCGAAUACGACUACAAACCUGAAUUCGCGUCUGCGAUGGGAAUAGACGCUGCCCAUCAAACAGGAAUGAUUGCCCAGGAGGUGCGAGAGAUCCUGCCUGGAGCCGUCAGAGAGGUUGGCACCGUCACCUGUGAAAACGGAGAGAGGCUGGAGAGCUUCCUCAUGGUCGAUAAGGACCAGAUCUUUAUGGAAAAUGUAGGUGCAGUGAAGCAGCUCUGCAAACUAACCAACAACCUUGAAGAAAGACUAGAAGAGCUAGAAAUUUGGAACAGAAAGCUGGCCAGGCUAAAGCAGCUGAGGGGUUCGAAGUCCUCAGCCAGUGAAGCAAGCUCCAUCAGCAAAUUUAGCAGAGCCGUUAGUGUGUCUUCUCCAAGAAGGGCCAUUCCCCCCAAAAACAGCAAGGUUUAUUUUUCAGGAGAAAAACAGUCGUGUCCUAACUGGGUUUUCCAGACCUUGGUUAUAAGUCUCAUUGCUGUGAUGGCAUUUUGCGCGUUGACGAUAGUCUGCCUUUACAUACUCAGCUUAAAAGGUCAAGACCAAGCUGCCCCCAAUCUCCCUCCGAGCAACACCACAGGCUCUCAGGAGCCAGCCCUGCCGCCCACAGCCUCCCCCUCAGCACCGAAUACAUCCCUGGCAACCACACAGUCCUCCUUCCACGUGCCAGAAAUCACUUUCUGUGAGAUCCUGCCGUGUCAGGAGACAUACUGCUGCCCCGUCUGGAGGCAGACAGGAGUCCUCACCAGUCCUGUGCAAAGACAGUCCAAGGAGGAGUUGGGUGAGAUGCCGUGGGCAGAAGACAGAAGCACGUCAUUCCUGGCAGGAGAUGCGCCAACCAGCCCCGACUGGGGGAGUGAUUGGAUUGAUACAACCAUCAGUUCUAUUCAGAUUAUGGAAAUCCAGCACGUAAUAGACCAUCGGUACUGCAGUACAGGCCUCCAGUGCAGGUCUGGAAAUUACAAUUACAAUAUUCCGGUUAAUAAGUACACACCCAGCAAUGUCAAAUUCUCUCUGGAAAUCAACACAACAGAGCCAUUGAUAGUCUUCCAGUGCAAACUGACCCUUGGAAAUAUAUGCUUCCAUAGUAAAACGGAAGCCAAAGGGAUACAGAGCCAGCAAGGCAUCUCCCAGGAGAUGACACAGGGGUAUCAGCACGUUUGGAGCCUCCCCGUAGCCCCCUUCUUUGAUAGUGCAUUCCAUUUCCGAGUGGCUGCACCGGAUUUAGCUGACUGUUCAACGGACCCUUACUUCGCUGGGAUCUUCUUCACAGAUUACUUCUUUUACUUCUAUCGACACUGUGUCUAAUUUAUUCAAGUUUGGUUGGGGACUUUCCCAAGAAAAGUACUCAGAAAUACGGUUGACGGAAACUUCUAUCCUCUCACAACUUCUC